AUGACAUGGGUUUUCUGGAUCGACGCAAGAAGCAGAGCCCGCUUUGAACAGUGCUUUCAGGAUAUAGCCGAUCGAUACGAUGUUCAUCCUGAAUCUCGCUUUAUUGACACAGUCAACAUCGUAAAGCUGGUGCUACGAUGGCUAGAAUAUCACGUGCAGGGGAAUUGGGUUCUCAUUUUCGAUGGGGUUGAAAAUGUUGAGAAUGCCCAAUUUUUGGCGCAGCAAAUGCCCGUCAGAACUUGGCGAGAUCGUGGAUCGGUGAUUUUGACGACUCGUAGCGAAGACGUUGCCUUGAAGUUUGUGGCGAAGAAGGAUGUGAUAGUGUUGUAUCCGAUGGACGAGACUAACGCGCUGUCGCUUCUCGGGAGAAAAUUGGACAUGCCAUUUGAUAGUAUCGAGGACGCAAAGAAACUGAUGACAGCACUUGAGUAUAUACCACUUGCUAUCGUGCAAGCGGCAGCAUAUAUCAAUCGAGCAAGACCCCACUGCUCGUUACGCCAAUAUCUGGACAAGUUGGAAGAAUCCAGCUCAAAGAAAAUGGUUCUAGAUCGGGAUAGAGAACGAAUCGGCCGGUGCCCGGCUAUCAAAAUCCCAAUCCUGUCAACAUGGAACAUAUCAUUUGAUUAUCUAUGGCAGAGUCGACCAUCAGCUUCCGAUUUGUUAUCUCUGAUGAGCUGCGCUGAUCAUCAAAUCAUCCCUGAUUUUCUUAUACGAUUCUCCACAGAGACUAUAGUAGGAGCAGAUGACACCGACGAUACUACAUCGCAGAAGGACGAAAGACAUAACAUGGGACUGACAAGAUUCAGCACACAGUCUACUUUCGGAAAGGAUGUCCGUCUUCUGAGCGACUAUGCGCUUAUCACAUCCAGCGCCGAAACAUUCGAUAUGGCAGAACCGGACGACGAGAAUAUCACCUGGGAUUUGCCUCGAAUCCUGCUGCCACAUGUGCCGGCCAUUCUUGCGUACAGGCCAGCAGACAAACUGUUCCUAACUCGGUGGAGCAAUCUGGCUGCUAGAGCAGGGCGCUACGCUUUGAUCACGGCGAAUCAGUUUGAUGCAAAGAGAUUGUUGGAGGCGGCGAUGGAGGCUCAAAAGAGCAUCCUAGGGCUAGCGCAUGACGCAUCAUUCGAUACCGCGGGCAAUCUGUCAACUCUCUACGUGAAAUUGAAGGAAGAGACAAAAUUGAGAGAUUUGUGGAAGCAAUCUCUAGACAAUAGCUUGGAGGUGCUGGGAGCUGAGCAUCCUCGUACACGGGUUCUCAUGGACUUUUUGAUGAAGGUUUAUUAUGCUCAGCAUCUCUGGGAUGAUGCAGAAGCACUACAAAAGCAGUUGAUAGAGCUCAAUGGAGCCCGACUUGGUGCGCACCAUUCAGAAACACUGGAGGCACGAGACUGGCUGGCAAGUAUCUGGGAAAGGCAGAAUCGAUUGUUAGAGGCGGAGGCGCUGUGGAAGGAACUGAUAGAGACACUCAAAAAUGCAUUGGGCCGGGAACAUGCAGAUGUACUGGAGAAGUCGCGGAGCCUGGCCUUGUUCUACUAUAGGCAUGGCCGAUGGACAGAUGCAGAAGCACUGCAAGUGACUGUGAUGAACAUUUGCAGGAGAGUUCUCGGUACAGGCCACCUGCUUACCCUGAAAACGAUGUAUGAUCUUGCUCUCACUUAUAAACGUCGAGGCCGAGGAAUGAACGCUAUUGCUCUUCUGUUUCUGGUUAUCUGGCUACGGAAAGAUACCUUGGGAUUUUCCCAUCCAGACACAAAAGCUGCCUUCAAGUUGAUGAAAGAGUGGAAUCCACAGUUCACUUGGGAUAUGGUACCCUUGAGGGUUGCAACUCUAACGGAUACAAGGAUAAACCACCGAGUUUGA
Messenger RNA from Talaromyces amestolkiae, 1863 nucleotides. RefSeq lists its product as uncharacterized. NCBI's taxonomy places the organism in Eukaryota, Fungi, Ascomycota, Eurotiomycetes, Eurotiales, Trichocomaceae. The transcript has 2 exons. The record is from RefSeq and is a predicted model, not a curated record. The coding region runs from base 1 to 1863 and encodes 620 amino acids. Gene Ontology annotation, molecular function: protein binding.